AUGUUGACCUAUCUCCCCGCAAGCUCAAUAAAAUGGUUUUGCCCCCUGCAAUCUGGAACAGGCGCAGAUGGACGCUUAGGUGGCGGAAUUGGUAACGAAUGCGUGGAGGUAGCGGCGGAGAGCGGAGGCGGUGGUGGAGAGCGCGGAGGUGGGGCUGGUGCAAGUGCGUAUAUAAUUUGCAAAGAGCCUCUGUUGCUCGUACUGCUGGUGCAAAUGCUGGUGCAAGUGCUGGUGCAGGUGCUGCUGCGAGUGCUUUUGCGCGAAUAUGGGAGGAAGGGGAGGGGAGAUGUGUCGAAGGCGGAGAUGAAGGUAGAGGAAGUAGCGCUGGAGCAGGCGCUGAUGCUCAACAUCGGCACAUACAGCAGCAACAACAACACCUUCCAUUUCCAUUCGCAACCCUAA
This is a messenger RNA of Strongylus vulgaris, 402 nucleotides long. The record is from the annotation of a GenBank genome assembly. NCBI's taxonomy places the organism in Eukaryota, Metazoa, Nematoda, Chromadorea, Rhabditida, Strongylidae.